CGUCUUAAAUCCAGAGCUUUUGAUUCUCCUCUUUACGCGAUCUGUGUCCGCCACAAGUCCUGCUCUUUGGAUUUUCCGGCAAAACGGGCGAGAAAAUUCUCAGGCUAUUCUCUGAGUGAAAGGUAAGGGAUGGACUCCUUUCUCGAAGGGAUGGAUCGUGAAUCAUUCGAGUGCCCCUUUUAUGCGAAGGAGAUCCAGAGAUGUCCUUUCUUGAGGAACAUCGACAAGCCUACCCACUUUUCGCUCUCUCCCUUGAGUUUUCCCAUUCCGGUGCCGGGAGCUAGAGGUCCGAUUUUUGAGGACGGUCCCAGUUUCGAUACGGCGUUUAAAGUCUUCCAUGGGAAGGAUGGGAUUGUGCCGCUGUCUGGAAGGUCUAGUUUUGAUAAUGAUGAUGAUCUUAAGGAACAUGAGACUGCUAUUGUUCAGCCCACACAAUUCAAUCCAUUAGCAGGAAAUGUAGCCACAAUAAGCCUGUCGGCGUUUGGCCCCGGAGGGCCUUUCAGCUUCGGCCCCUUCUCGGAUAAAUGGAAGAAGCAACAGAAGAAACCUAAACCAUCCAACAACAAACAAGAGCCUUCUUCAAAGUCAGGGGAUUCAUCAAAGCAUGAGGCUUUCGGGGACGAGUGGUUGAAAACUGGAAACUGUCCGAUUGCCAAGUCAUUCAGAGCAGUGAGUGGGGUCCUCCCUCUCGUGGCAACAGCUCUACGGCCGCCACCUGGCAUGAAGCUGAGAUGCCCGGCUCCCAUAAUUGCUGCGAGGGCCGCCCUUUCCAAGACUGCCUUGGUGAAGAACUUACGGCCACAGCCCUUACCCGCCAAAAUGCUGGCCAUUGCUCUCAUGGGCAUGGCAGCAAACGUGCCACUCGGUGUAUGGAAAGAACACACGGAGAAAUUCUCACUGUCAUGGUUCGUGGCCAUCCAUGCAGCCGUGCCAUUCAUAGCAAUGCUUAGGAAAUCGGUACUGAUGCCCAAGACGGCCAUGGCUCUGACCAUCGGAGCUUCAAUCAUGGGACAGAUUAUCGGGUCAAGAGCAGAACGUUACCGUCUCAAAGCAGCAGCGGAAGAGAGACAGAAGGCAGUGGCUGUUUCGGGGUACAGUGGCAGCCAAACUGAAGGUGUUUCCGGCAGCCACUGCGGUUCAGGGGAAGGAGUGAAGGAUGUUUAUCAUGUCAAUGUCGGGGAAAUCUACUAAAUCGGCCGGUCUCUGUUACCGAAAUGGGAAGGCAGUGAAGAAGUCAGCAAAAUAUGAUUUAAAUAAGAUGAUUCCAGUAAUCAGAUUGUACGGACGA
Messenger RNA from Tarenaya hassleriana, 1288 nucleotides. RefSeq lists its product as uncharacterized. The record is from RefSeq and is a predicted model, not a curated record. Bases 130 to 1191 code for a protein of 353 amino acids. Lineage: Eukaryota; Viridiplantae; Streptophyta; Magnoliopsida; Brassicales; Cleomaceae. Gene Ontology annotation, cellular component: chloroplast. The transcript is spliced from 4 exons.